Messenger RNA from Sporothrix schenckii 1099-18, 1071 nucleotides. Its product is annotated as transformer-2 protein. The transcript is spliced from 4 exons. Gene Ontology annotation, molecular function: RNA binding. The record is from RefSeq and is a predicted model, not a curated record. The coding region runs from base 1 to 1071 and encodes 356 amino acids. NCBI's taxonomy places the organism in Eukaryota, Fungi, Ascomycota, Sordariomycetes, Ophiostomatales, Ophiostomataceae.
AUGGCGAGCACAGCAAUGGACUACGAGCCCACCAACGGUGAGCGCUUCGAAGAUGACGGUGCUCGGUACGAGCGCGACGAGCAGCGCAGUGCUUCGCCGCGUCGCGACGAGGGCCAGGAGAGUGCCCCCCGGCGUUCUGCUUCCCCUGGCACUGCCGGCGACAGACCCAAAGACAAUGGCGGCUCGCGUUCCGGCGAUGCCGAUGAUGACGGUGCUGUCAACCCCGGCUCCAACCUUUUCGUGACCGGUAUCCACCCGCGCCUGUCAGAGGCUGAGGUGUCGCGCAUGUUCGAGAAGUACGGCGAGGUUGAAAAGUGCCAGAUCAUGCGCGAUCCCCACAGCAAGGAGUCGCGUGGUUUCGGCUUCGUCAAGAUGGUCACGUCGGAGCAGGCCGAUGCCGCUAAGGACGGCCUUCAGGGCGAGGUCAUCGAUGGCCGCUCGCUCAGCAUUGAGAAGGCCCGCCGGGCCCGCCCCCGCACCCCCACCCCUGGCAAAUACUUCGGUCCCCCGAAGAGAGACCCCCGUGGUGGCGGCCGCUACGAUAGAGGUGAUGACCGCCGCCGUGGUGGUGGUGGCGGCGGUGGUGGCGGUGGCUACGGUGGUGGCUACGGCGGUGGCCGUGACGACCCUUACCGGUACCGUGGCUACGACCGUCGCUACGAAGAGCGCGGCGGUGGAUACGACCGCGGCUACCGUGACGACCGCGGCUACGAUCGUGGUGGUGGCUACGACCGUGGCUACGACCGUGGUGACCGCGGUGGCGACCGUGGUUUCCGUGAUGACCGUGGCGGUUACGACCGUCGUGACCGUGACGACCCUUACGGUGGCAGCAACGGUGGUGGCCGCGGCGGUGACCGCGGCGGUGACCGCUACGGCCCUCGUGAGGACCGUGACCGUGGCUACGGUGGCGGUCGCGAAGACCGUCGUGGUGGUGGAUACGACCGCGGUGGUGACCGCGAUGGUCCCCGCUCUCGCGACCCUGCUCCCGGCGGCCCGGGCGGCUACGGCGACAGUGCUCCCCGCGACCGCGAUUACGGCCAGCGGUACGACACCACCGACCAGAACGCUUAA